CCGCAAGCAAAGAGAAAGAUGCGAAAGCGAAACCCAUGGCUUAAGCACUAAACGUCUAAAACGAAACAACAAUUGAAAUUGCAGGCUCUGAACUUCUACGUCUCCUCGGCUUUCUUCAGUCUCUCGCUCGCUACCCCAUUUCAGUCUCGUAGUUGCUUCAAUCCUAACUGCGCAAGCUUCUGUGAAGAUGGGGAAGAGAAAGAAGUCUAGGGUUUCGCGCGAAGAAGAGGAAGUCGAAAUGGAAGAAGAACGGCUGGAGGAGGAGGAGGAUGAGCAUCAAGAUGAUACGGAGAUGGCCGAUAAGUCCUCCGGCGACGAGCAGAGCCUCUACGAGGUUCUUGGUGUACAGAAGACAGCAUCCCAGCAAGAGAUAAAGAAAGCAUACCAUAAAUUGGCUUUAAGACUCCAUCCAGAUAAAAAUCCUGGUGAUGAGGAGGCAAAAGAGAAGUUUCAGCAACUACAAAAGGUGAUAUCAAUCCUUGGGGAUGAGGAAAAACGUGCACUUUAUGACCAAACUGGUUGCGUCGAUGAUGCAGACCUUGCAGGAGAUGUUGUCCAGAACUUGAGGGAAUUUUUCAGAGCUAUGUACAACAAGGUUACUGAAGCUGAUAUUGAGGAGUUUCAAGCAAAUUACAGAGGAUCCGAUUCAGAGAAAAAUGAUCUGAUUGACCUUUAUAAGCAGUGCAAGGGUAAUAUGAACAGGCUCUUCUGUUCAAUGCUCUGCUCUGAACCUAAGCUUGAUUCUCACCGUUUCAAAGACAUUCUGGAUGAGGCAAUAUCUGCAGGAGAACUGAAAGCCACGAAGGCCUACGAAAAAUGGGCAAAGAAGAUCUCUCGAAUGAAACCGCCUACAAGUCCCCUGAGAAGAAGGGGGAAGUCAUCAACUGAAGGGUCAGAAAGCAAUCUACUUGCGGUUAUAUCCCAGCGGCAAAGCCAGAGGAAAGAUCGAUUCGACUCUAUGUUCUCUUCUCUUGUCUCCAAAUAUGGUGGGGGUAGCGGCCCUAGUACACCAUCGGAACCUACAGAUGAAGAAUUUGAAGCCACAAGGAAGAAACUUGAAAGCAGAAGGGCAUCCAAGAAGGCUGGGAGAAAGUAGUAGGACCAUGAUGUAGGAUGAUUUAAGUUUGGCUUAAACCAUUCAGAUUGUCAUACAGAUAUUGCUUAGUCAUGUUAAUUCCCAUAUCAGAUGCCUUCGAGAUGAUAACAUUAUGCUCAUUAUUGGUUCGAACCUUGAGGCUACCAAUAUCAAACACACUUAUGAUUAUCGGGAUGGAUUCUUAUCCCUAAUAAUAGGUGGUUGUAAUAUUAUUGUCAUCAUUCAUCACCUUGAAGUUUUGUGCCUAAUUAUUAGAAAUUAGGAAUUUGGUGAUCA
Linum tenue is the source of this 1372-nucleotide messenger RNA. The record is from the annotation of a GenBank genome assembly. Lineage: Eukaryota; Viridiplantae; Streptophyta; Magnoliopsida; Malpighiales; Linaceae.